CUUCUUUCUUUAUUCACUCAAUCUAGUAAAUUUAUAAGGUCUUUAAAUAAUGAUUAUGAUCUACUCAAAUUAAUAAUUUGUUUAAAUUUCGUUUCUGUCAAUCAAUUCAGCCAUCUAUUGUGUCUAAUCAAUUAUUUAAUAAAACUAAAUAUCCACAAAGUCAUACUAACUUCACAUUUACUGUUUGGCAAAGCCUAUCACCUUAAACUUCAGAUUAAGAUGUGAUCUUAUACAGUUUAAUGCACAUCUUAACUCUCCUUGGUCAUUAUGCGUGAUUAUAUUAUUUAUACUUUGCACUAAAAUCAUCUAAAGGCCAAAAAAUGAGUAAAUCCGAGAGAAUGGUACGAAAAUUGAGAGCCCGUGAAAGGCGGCGCUAUACAGAAGAGUUUGGGGAUGAAGAGAUCGAAGGAGCUCGAAUGUUUGAUGUGGAGGAAAAAUUGGUGUCCGAUAAAUUUGACAAGUUAUUUGUCAAAGAGAUGAAAGGUGAAGAGCUUAAUUUAAAGUAUAUUCAAGAGCAUGGAUUUGAUAGCCCAAUUGUUAUAAAAAAUACAAAAGGUCUGGGACUGAAAAUGCCUGACACAAAUUUUACGGUGUCUGAUGUGCGACAAUGUGUUGGCAGUCGUCGAAUUCUGGAUGUAAUGGAUGUAACUACUCAAAAGGAUUUCGAAAUGACCAUGAAAGAAUGGUGUCAAUAUUAUGAAAAUCCGGUUCGGGAUAGACUUCUCAACGUGAUUAGCCUGGAGUUCAGUCACACAAAGCUUGAUUCAAUGGUUGAAUCUCCAACAAUUGUCCGUCAGGUUGACUGGGUUGAUUGGGUUUGGCCAAGACAUCUUAAACUUCAGCAAACUGUUUCCACCAAUUCAAUUGGUGAUAUGAAAUACCCUAAAGUACAAAAAUAUUGUCUCAUGAGUGUCAAAGGCUGCUAUACAGAUUUUCACAUUGAUUUCGGAGGUACUUCAGUUUGGUAUCACAUACUGAAAGGUCAAAAAGUUUUUUGGCUCAUUCCUCCCAGUGAAAGAAACAUUCAACUUUUCGAGCAAUGGGUCCUAUCUGGUAAACAAAGUGAUAUAUUUUUUGGAGAUACUGUUGAACAAUGUGCUCGUAUCAGAUUAUAUGAUGGUUAUACAUUUUUCAUACCAACUGGAUGGAUUCAUGCUGUUUAUACAACCGAAGAUUCGCUUGUUUUUGGUGGAAAUUUUCUACACAGCUUUGCAAUUGAAAAACAACUUCGGAUAGCACAAGUUGAAGAUAUAACUAAAGUUCCUGCAAAAUUUCGUUAUCCAUUUUACCACGAAAUGCUUUGGUAUGUUCUUCAAAGAUAUGUUUAUUGUUUAACUGGUAAAUCACAUUUGACGGUUGAUGUCGAUGGUAAUCCUCUAAGUGAGGGCUCAUCAGCUAACACCAACAAUUUAUCAUUAUAUAGUAAUAGUUUGAUUAAAUCUAAAAAUGGUCAGCAUGCUCAUUUAACAUCUUUUGAGUUGAAUGGAUUGAAAGCUAUUAUAAUGUGGCUUGGUCGAUUAACCGGAAAUAAACGUGCAGUACCAGAACUCAUUCAGAAUCCCGAAGCUCUUUUAAACGAUGCCAAAUUAUUGGUAGAUGACCAUGGAAAUGAUAAUCAUAAAUUGGCUGUUACUGGUCAUCCUUUGUUAUUUUGGAACUAUGGUAGAAAUAAAUCGAAUGUAAAUCCAAUUGAUAAUUUAAGCAGUCAUCUAAAUUCAAGUCUAUCUUUUCCCGCAAUUUCAUCUUCGUCACCUUUUUCAUCGACAUUAAUUUCAAAUUCAUCUUCACCCCUGUCUACAUCGACAUCUUCAUCCUCAUUGCUAUCAUCGUCUCAUACCACAACACCCUCAUCAACUUUACCGACAUCAACUUCUAUUUCAUCUUCAUCGAACCUUUCUAUCACAGCCCAAUUAAGACAGAUUAAAAAUACAUCUUUUACAUCAGCAUUCCACUUAUCAAAAUCAACUUCAACAACUUCUCAAUCAGAAACUUCCACCCGACCUGAAUCUCCUCCGACUCGACCUCUCUCUUCCAAUCAGUACUCUAUAAAUUUAACACAACUUACUAAGCCACUUGAUCAAAUUCCACAAUCAUUUGCCCAAUUAAUUGCAGCUACCGGAGUUGGCAACCAAAAUCGAUUCAAUUCCCCAUCUCUUGUACCAUCAAACAACAAUAAUGUUAAUAAUAAUUUAUUGAUGGGUUUUAAUAACAGCGCGAGUUCAACAUUACCCACUGCAACCAUCUCUAGCACAUCGAUUAAUGUCGUGAAUACUCAAGCCUCGGAAUUAAUUGUCCAAAAACCUAAUACAGACACAUAUGUUGUAGCUAUUGAUUCAUCAGAUUUUUCAAGUGGUGAUAUGUCUAAAGUCGAUCUGGCCGGAGGUAAAAACAAUCCAUUAAAUGACUCGGCUCGCAGACGACGUACUCGCUGUAAGAAAUGUGAAGCUUGUUUAAGAGCUGAUUGUGGUGAUUGCCAUUUUUGUCGAGAUAUGAAAAAAUUUGGCGGUCCAGGGCGGAUGAAACAAUCUUGUAUUGCUCGUCAAUGUUUAGCUCCUGUGCUACCUCACACUGCAUGCUGUAUUAUUUGUGGACGUGAUGGAUGGGAAAAAAUGAUGCCAACCUCAAUCGAUUCAGAGGCUCAAUCAAGUCUUCUCGAGUGUUCAAAAUGCUGGGAAAUUGUCCAUCCAUCUUGUUUGAAGGAAAAAAAUCCUUCUCUCAAUAUUGAAGGUGUUAUGAGUGAUGAGCUUCCCAAUAGUUGGGAAUGUCCUAAAUGUAUUGCUUCCAUCAAAUUUAUGACCAACGCUAUAAAGUUUAACGCCUCUAAUAAACUGACAACAGUAACAACAUCAACAUCGAUAACAGGAACAAGUUCAAAACCAGCCAAUCUUUCCGUCUCUAUUGAGAAACCAUUUAUUCAACAAAAUUCAUCAACCUUGAAAACUCAAGCUCCACCAAGCCAAGAUGUUUAUGAUUUUCAUACCGGUGACGUUUUACCUGAAGCUACAUGUAAAAGGGCUCGUUUUGAUGAAGCAAUGGAACGGAGACAUCUCUUUGAAGAAAAUAAUAAUAGUGUCAAAAACUCGGAAACGACUGAUGAGGAAAGUGAUAGUACAAUUACAAGUAACAGUAAUAGUGCCUCAAAUAAUGGAAGUAUCAGUGGAAAGGAUAAAUUAUCAAUUAUAUCAUCUACACCUUCAUUGACCAAUACUUCAAAGAAAACAAAUGACUCUCAUGUACGAUCGUGUGCUCGUUUCCCACUUUUACAAGAAGCCAUCAAAAAACAGAGUCAAGAAAAGAAAGCCUCAGAAUCUGAAAAGAAAACAUCAUCAAAGUCAUUAUCUGAAUCAUCAUCUACCUCAAAAGGCUCACGGGCCAAUAAAAAGCAUCACCAAAGUGCUCGAGAUCGUCUUUUCAAGAGUCUUAAAGGACUCAAAAAGAAUUCCGAAAUGGUCAGAUAUUCUUCAAAUUACAAUGGAAUGUCAUCAUUAAAUAAAAAACUACCCUUCAAAACCGGAUCACCCUCUAAUGGCAUGAGCUCUUCUGCCUCGAAUGGACCUUCCAAUACUCCAAGUCCUAUAUUAUCUCGAUCAACUGUAGAUUCUCCAGCAUCGACAUCAACUCCACCACCAUCUGGACUGAAAGCCACCAACAGUACAGAUGUUAUCAUGAAAGAAUCCACAAAAGAAUCUGAAGACUUAAAGUACAAAAAAGCUGAUCAAUAUAUGUUUGACGACGAUACUGAUAAUGAAAUUGAAGAGAAGGAAAAUUCAAUGGCAACCUCGGAUGAUGCCAGCUCAAUUAUUGAACAAGAUUUCCGGCCAAAUGAUCCACCCAAGAUUGUUGUGGGAACCAAAAGUGAUGGUGAAAAUUUAAUCAAACCAAAAUACGUUGUUAGACCAGCACCAUUACCGGAAGAUUUAUCGGAUGAUGAUGAAACCGAGGAAGGGACUGAUGUGGAUGAUACAAGUGAAGAUGAAAGUGAACGGUCUAAAGUAAAGAAAAAAUUUGUCAAAAAAUUAAAUCGUAAAGUCCAAGGUGAUCUGAACAUCGCUCGAGAAGUUAUCUUACCAGUUUUCAGGUAUUUACCCUUAACUGAUCUCAUGAAUUGCAUGUAUGUUUGCCGAAAAUGGAAUACUUGGUCAAUGGAUCCCGUUCUUUGGAAAUUUCUUGACUUAACUCGUAAAAAGAUCACUUAUUUUGCUUUAAUUGGAAUUGUUCGCCGUCAACCUUUACAUCUCAACCUUUCUUGGACUAAUAUUUCAAAACGACAAUUAGCUUGGCUGAUGGCGCGUCUUCCGCAACUGCAAACCCUCAAUUUAACCGGAUCAUCAGCUGCAUCAAUUUCAGCUCUUUGUUCCUGUAACUGUCCACUUUUACGGAAAAUCGAUCUUUCUUGGGUUGAUUCGCUUAAUGAUAAUCUUAUAAAAGAUCUUCUCUCAUAUCCAAGUGACUCAAGACCAGGUCUUCUGGAGACCAAAACUCGAUUACGCCUUUUAACUGAUAUUUCAGUCGCUGGCUCAGAUAUUAGUGACGUUUCUAUCCGAUUGCUGUGCAAUCAUUUGCCCCAACUCACUCGAAUCGAUUUAAGUAACUGUCAAAAGGUGACAGACAUGGGAGUUGGAUUUCUAGGAGCGUCAAAAGCGUCCAAGCUUGUAGCUUUGAACCUUUCUUCGUGUUCAAAUAUUUCUGAUGCAAGUUUGGACGCUCUUAAAAGAUGCACAAAUAUUGUACAUCUUGAUGUUCGUGACUGUAGUCAAGUAUCCACAAUUGCUUGUCAAAAAUUUAUUGCCACUUCAUCCUCUAAAACAAGGCUAAUGAUGAAACAAACGAAGCUCAUAGUUGCUCGUAAUCAACGUAAUCCACUUUAAUUUAUUGGUAUAAUUUUGAAAUUAUAUUUAAAUCAACUCUUUAUCUGAAAUUACUUUCUUAUAUUUACAGCUGUAUUUAAAUAAGCGAUCUCAAAAUGAAUUGAAUAUAAUUUUUCUUUGUAAUCCUCUUCUCUUUUUUUUGAUUAAAUUCAAAAGCUUGAUUGUAAAUCAUUCAAUUUGUACAUCAUGAAUAUAUUUAGGUAGAUAGUGUACCUCAUUACCCAAACAAAUAGUUAAUACAUUAAACAUUUAUU
This is a messenger RNA of Tetranychus urticae (two-spotted spider mite), 5122 nucleotides long. It is a transcript of the gene Kdm2, whose product is annotated as Lysine demethylase 2. The record is from RefSeq and is a predicted model, not a curated record. NCBI's taxonomy places the organism in Eukaryota, Metazoa, Arthropoda, Arachnida, Trombidiformes, Tetranychidae. Gene Ontology annotation, molecular function: protein binding; zinc ion binding; DNA binding.